Parascedosporium putredinis is the source of this 972-nucleotide messenger RNA. Lineage: Eukaryota; Fungi; Ascomycota; Sordariomycetes; Microascales; Microascaceae. The record is from the annotation of a GenBank genome assembly.
AUGCCCAAUAUGCCUAGCUCACUCUCGCCGUUGCCCACAAUGGACCCUAAAAAUAUCACUUCAACUGAAUCGCGUCCACUGAAAGAUUUGACCAUUGAAAACAUCACUGAGAAUGUCCACGCUAUAAACUCCAACUGCGAAGACGUGCGUCUCCGGUUUCUCCUUGAACGGCUCGUCACGCACCUGCACGACUUUGCCAGGGAGACCCGGCUAAGCACUAAGGAGUGGGAGGCCGCGAUCGGCUUCCUCACCGACGUCGGCCAAAUAUGCACCGAGGUCCGACAAGAGUUCAUUCUUCUCUCCGAUGUUCUCGGCCUCUCUCUACUCGUCGACUCCAUCGAUCAUCCCAAGCCAGCCGCAUCUACGGAGGGGACCGUGCUGGGCCCGUUCCACACCCAUGAGGCAGAGCAUGCCGCCAAUGGAUCAUCAAUUUCACAUGACCCCGAUGGCGAGCCCAUGCUCGUCGUGUGUACCGUAAAGGACACGGAUGGGAAUCCUCUGCCGGGGGUGAAGAUUGAUGUGUGGGAGACGGAUUCCAAAGGAUUCUACGACGUGCAGCAUGCGGAUAGGGACGGGCCUGAUGGCCGGGCUAUUGUGACGAGCAAUGCCAAGGGUCACUUCUUCUUUAAUGCCAUCGUGCCCGUACCAUAUCCAAUUCCGAAUGAUGGGCCUGUGGGUAAACUUCUCGGGAGGUUAAAACGGCACCCUUAUCGCCCUAGCCACUUCCACUUUAUGUUUGAAAAGCCCGGAUACGACCGGUUGAUCACGCAAGUCACGACCCUCCCCCGGUCCGUACCUUUGUUUGUCCUGAAACUAACGCCAAAUUCCAGUGCUCUCUACCUUCGUGGUGAUCCGUAUGAGAGAUCAGAUGCUGUUUUCGGCGUAAAAGAGUCCCUUGUUAUCGAUCUAAUGACCGUGUCAGAUGUGGAGGGCAUGGCUGAGGAGUACGAGGUGCCCCCUCAACGAAACUGA